Molecule: messenger RNA, 6965 nt
Organism: Sphaerodactylus townsendi
Lineage: Eukaryota; Metazoa; Chordata; Lepidosauria; Squamata; Sphaerodactylidae
Gene: SHOC2
Product: SHOC2 leucine rich repeat scaffold protein
Exons: 9
Coding region: 574-2322 (582 amino acids)
Molecular function (GO): protein binding
Source: RefSeq, a predicted model, not a curated record
AAGCAGUGGGCGGAGUAUGCAGGGAAAAGAGCUGAGGAGGUGGCGAAAGGGCUGGCUCGCGUGCGUAUGCGCCUGUGCAGGGCUGUGUUUUGCUGGCUACUGCGUCUUCAAGCCUGUAGGUGGAGGCGUCUGUUGCAAGCUGCUCCAGGCUGCUGUUGCUGACAGGAGGUAGGGGUUGGGCAUAAGAGGCCAGAAGGCAAGAGGAAAAGCAGCAACAACAGCAGGCGAGGUGGUAGCCAGCAGAAGCAGGAAGCCCCAAACGCAGACGACCCAGUGACACCCUUGACUAGCAGGUACAGCCAGCAUCUGAGAGAUUCUAAUGAAGAUCCUCUGAUUAUCUAAAUUCAACAGUUGGAUCUCUUGAUACUAAAACAGGGAGAGAGUACCUCUGGAAUCAACAUGUAGCAGAUGGCUACUGCACCACCAAACUUGCUGUUUCUAGCCAAGGCAUUUGUCUCUUGAAACUACAUGUACAGUCAGCAGUGAAUGAUUCUUGUUUUGUGGAUUCUGACUGAACUUUGUUAACCAAGGUUUAAAUUGGAUUUCACGUGGUGUUGGUUAAACUGAGAAACCAUGAGUAGUAAUCUUGGAAAAGAAAAAGAUUGUAAGGAGAAAGAUCCCAAAGUGUCUUCAGCAAAGGAGAGAGAGAAAGAAGCCAAGGCCACUGGUGGAUUUGGGAGAGAAAGCAAAGAGAGAGAGCCUAAAACCAAAGGGAAAGAAGCCAAAGAUGGGAAGAAGGACUCCAGCAGUGUACAGCCAGGUGUGGCUUUUUCAGUGGACAAUACAAUAAAACGACCUAAUCCAGCACAAGGCGCUCGCAAAAAAUCCAGCAAUGCCGAAGUGAUCAAAGAACUAAACAAAUGCCGGGAAGAAAAUUCAGUACGCUUGGACUUGGCUAAGCGGUCUAUACACCUUCUCCCAUCAUCUGUAAAAGAGUUAACACAAUUAACAGAACUUUAUUUAUAUGGUAACAAACUACAGUCACUACCAGCCGAGGUGGGCUGCCUUGUCAACCUGGUGACUCUGGCCCUGAGUGAAAACUCUCUUACCAGCCUGCCUGACUCUCUUGAUAACUUGAAGCAACUCCGUAUGCUUGAUCUGAGGCAUAACAAACUUAGAGAAAUUCCUCCAGUGGUGUAUAGGCUAAUUUCCCUAACCACACUUUAUCUACGCUUUAAUCGUAUCACAGCUGUGGAAAAGGAUAUCAAGAACUUGUCAAUACUCACCAUGCUCAGUAUACGGGAGAACAAAAUCAAGCACCUGCCUGCAGAAGUUGGUGAGUUGUGUAACCUCAUAACGCUGGAUGUAGCACACAAUCAGCUUGAACACCUUCCAAAGGAGAUUGGAAAUUGCACACAGAUCACCAAACUUGACCUACAGCACAAUGAACUCUUGGACCUUCCAGACAGUUUAGGAAAUCUGUCCAGUCUGAAAAGUCUUGGUCUGAGGUAUAACCGGCUUUCAGCAAUACCCAGGUCUCUAGCACAGUGCAGCAAACUUGAUGAGCUGAAUUUGGAGAACAACAAUAUUUCUACUUUACCAGAGAGUCUCUUAUCCAGUCUUCUCAACCUGACAAGUCUGACUCUGGCAAGAAACUGUUUCCAGUCAUAUCCAGUCGGUGGUCCCUCACAAUUUUCUACCAUCUAUGCUCUCAACAUGGAGCACAACCGCAUCAAUAAAAUCCCAUUUGGAAUUUUCUCUAGAGCAAAAGUGUUAAGCAAGCUGAACAUGAAGGACAAUCAGCUGACUUCUCUUCCUCUGGACUUUGGAACAUGGACUAGCAUGGUAGAACUUAAUUUAGCUACAAACCAACUGAACAAGAUUCCCGAGGAUGUGUCUGGACUGGUUUCUUUAGAGGUUCUUAUUUUAUCGAACAAUCUUUUAAGGAAUCUUCCCCAUGGAAUUGGGAACCUGAGAAAACUAAGAGAAUUGGAUUUGGAAGAAAACAAGCUGGAAUCCUUGCCAAAUGAAAUAGCAUACCUUAGGGAUCUCCAGAGACUGAUCCUAACAAAUAACCAGUUGAGCACCCUUCCCAGAGGAAUUGGACACCUCAUCAACCUGACACAUCUUGGAUUGGGAGAGAACUUUCUGACACAACUUCCUGAGGAAAUUGGUACACUGGAGAAUCUGGAAGAACUGUAUCUGAAUGACAACCCUCACCUGAACAGCCUUCCUUUUGAACUGGCCCUUUGCAGUAAACUGUCGAUAAUGAGCAUUGAGAAUUGCCCACUCAAUACCCUUCCAGCUCAGAUUGUUGCAGGGGGGCCUUCCUUUAUUAUCCAGUUCCUGAAGAUGCAGGGACCUUAUCGUGCCAUGGUCUGAUGGAUAACUGUCCUAAAGGUGUAUAAAGUAUAAAUGAUAUUGAGGGUGUCAUUGUGUAUAUAUAUAUAUAUUAUUGUUAUUAUUAUUAUCUAGGCCAUACAGUGCCGGAAUUGGAUAAAAAUUGGGUUGUCCCAUACACUGUACAAAAUGCAAAGAGCAUUAUUAGUAUUGUGUAUGUGUGUAUAUAUAUAAUAUAAUAUAUAUAUAUUAUAUUAUAUAUAAAACAUAAAUAAUAUAAAACAGGCAAAUUUAAGACCACAUGUAUGUGUUUCUGCUAAUAGAGGAAGCAUAGCCAUUUAGGGUUUUUUUUCUUUGUAAAAUGCUUGUUUAAGUUUUCUUUGCUGAAUUUGAUGGAUGUCUAGGUAAUCUGGAGAUAACAAUUCACUGGAAAUGAUUUCCACCCUUGCUGAUAAAUUUAAGGGACAAAAUGUUUUUAGAUGGAUCCCUCUUUAUAUGGGAAAAACCAUGCAGCUCAAUAAUAUGAACUUUCUUCUACCAUUCCCCUCUGCACACAUUAAUUGUGUCAAAAACCUGUUGGAGUAAUUUGUCUUCUAGCUGGGAAAUCCUUUAACUUAUUCUAAGAUUUGAGAUAAAUGGUGUUGUAUGUUGUUUACAGUCAGAGUAAAUCAAUGAAAUUAUUUGAUUUGCUCUGUUUUAAUCAUAUCUAGAAUGUAUGUGCUUCUGCUGAGGGCUUUUUAUUGACUGAUUUAUAGUAAAACAAAAAUAAACAGCUGGUGAGUAGGAAAAGAAACAGACCGACAAACACUUGAAUUGAUUUUAAAACUUGGUUCCUUGAGUUAUUUGUUGUAGGCAUAUCUUAUUUGGACCAGUUCUUUUACAAUUGGUCUUGUGUAUGACAAGCAACAUUUUCUGAUUAGAAAUGGACUGAUUUGUUGGACUACACAUUCUUUUAAGGUCUAAUAGUACAUUGACGAGGAAAUAUAUAUAUAUGGUAAUGUUGUAUUUUAUGACAACAGGCAAUUGUAAGCGUUUCUCCUAGUCCUUGUACAAUUAAUGAAUGUGUCUCCUUGAAACACUGCAGUGCAUAUUACGAUUUAUGUUUGGCUAACAUUGUUACUCUGGUUUUAUAUCUUGACUUGCCUUGUACAUCCUUCCAUUAUUAUGGAGCAUCUGCAUCCAAGCACAAUAUCUCCACGCUGUGCUGUUUUGCUGCUGAACUAAAUGCACUUUUCCCUACAGUUGGGACACUUGCUUCAAGUUAAUCAGUUCAGUACUAUGAUUUAUUUUCUUUUAACCUCAUCCUAUCAAUCUCAGUAUUAAAGAAUGAUCUGUUAAAAAGAACACUUUUUCAUUUGUAUUGAGAUGGCUCUGUAGAAAACGGAAGUGGUCCCCCUUCUGGUUUUAUUGUCACUGUCAUGGAUGUGCAAAGGGCUAAUGAUGCUGCAGUGGAAUAGGCAUUUGCUAUUACCAUGUGGUGUCAUUUUGAUUUUGGAAGCUCAUAGAGUGGAUACAUUCCAGACAUUUUUCUUUUCCAUAAUUGUUCAUUUCACUUUGGAUUUGCUUCUGUAAGACUGGGAUUUUACAGAGAGAGGUAUAACUUUUGAACAAAUCAUGCAUACAAAAAAGAAAUCUUUUCCCCUGUUGAAAGGUCUUGUUUUGAUUUUUUGUCAUUUUUAUUUCUAAUAGAAAGGUUUAUUUAAUGGGCACUCUCCUCAGAUAGCUAAGCACGCUUGUUCUUUUAAAAACUGCAUGUUUAAGGAUGCAGUCCUAAAUACGCUUGCAGGGGAUUAACUUUAGAUUUAUUCUGCAACUGCUAUGGAUUUCAUUGGGAGCGCGCCUAAGUUUCUUUGGAUUCUGCCCAGCAUGGUCUGCUUUCUCAGAGAAGAAUUCUACUUUGCGUUCUGGUUAGAAUUUUUAAAUUAUUAUUUUCUUUUUAUUAAGAAAAAAAUCUUUAAAAAGAGCAGGUAGUGAUAUAAAACCAUUAAAGGGCUUAAGCUGGUAGUUUAAACUGCUCUAAAUGUCACUGGAUUUUAUAAAAGGAAUAUUCUUUUCUGCCACAUUUUUCUUAGAACAAAUCUAGUAUCAGUGAUUUCAUUUUAAAUUUUUGUUUGUCACAUUGUACAGUUUCAGCUUUGCACAACCAAUCCAUUUGAGCAUUAAGGUGUUAAAAUGUGAAGAUGCCUGUAGUGGUGGUUAAAACAGAAAAGUUCACUUUUAUGCUGAAGCUGUACUCUUGUUCCACUGGCUCAGCAUGGGAUACCAUUUUUCUGUUCAUAAUGUUAAAGUGAGAAAUGUGUGUCUGAGCUGCCCAGUUGCACUUUUAUUUUUGGGCGGGGAUACAGUUUUGCAAGUCAGUUGUCUAUAUACUGCUUUAAGAUCAGAGUUUAGCCAUGUACUGAAAAUUGCUAAAGCUGGAGUUUGAAGGACAUUUUUGCAACCUUUCACAAACUGAAACAGAGAUAAUAUGUUUCCAGGAGGCUGGCUUCUUGCUUCACUCCAUGAAGAUGUAGGUUAGAUGAAGUUGGGCUGUAACUCUUAGUUCUGCUUGUAAAUACAUUAAUAAGAUUGUUCAUUUUGCCAAGGAUUAUAUGACUGACACUUUCCUUCUUCUGAAAAUCAUCUGCAAGUUGGAAUUGGGUUUCAUUUAUGCAGUUUUUUAAAUAAACUAUAAAUUACUGAUUUUUUUUAAAAACCCAGUUAAAUGGUUAUAUUUCAGCAUUGUAUGUAAAAAGAGGUUUAAAAACCUGUUCUUGUGUUGAGCACUGAAUCUGUAAUGAAAAGUUCUCCAAAAUCCCAUUGGGAUCAACUUUUUGUUCCAUACCUAUUACAGAAUGCAAAGGAGAAGGGAAGGAAAAAUGUAUGAUACUCCCUUUUUAAAAAAUCAAAAAUAUUUCCACAAAAUGCAGUAGUCAUUUAGAUUUUUGAUGAUUCACAGCAAUUCUUUAUCCCAAUUUUUAAAUUACUUUUGGCAAAAUGAUGGAUUUUAACCAGUUACAUUUAAUCUGUCUAAAUCAGGCAAGAAUGUAUUAUAUGGAGGCUUAAGAACUCAAUCUGUGCCAACCAGAAAUUGGGGAAAAGUUCUCAGACUUUCUUCAUAUUGAGACAUUGUCAAAGAAGAAAGAAUAUAUAUUUAGAGACACUGGGAGGAUUUUUUUAAAGAUCCAGAAUAUCCCUUGCUGUUGUAUAUUGUACAAUACUAGCUCUGCUUCAUUUUUUGUUAGUGAAUUUGACAAUCUUUCCAAAUCUUUCUGAAGAGUUUUGGUGGAAGGUCAUAUUUUCCCAGUGUUUAACACUAUCCAUCAACGGGUCUGGAGCACUCUUAAUAGACUGUUCCUUAUAGAAUCAGAAGUAAGUAUUUCUAGCACAAAGCCCCAGCUGGACUCUUUCAUCUCAGUGGAACAUCUCAUGCCUCAGUACAACAACUAUCAUCAGUAUUGUUGUUUCUGUACUGUUGUCAAGAUGCUGUAUCAUACAGUUGUGCUACAUAAUAGACCUGCUCAGACUAUAGGACUAUGGCCUGUAAUUACUUGGAAGUACUCUGUAGGUUAACAUGGACUGCUGUAUGCUUUGUUGGAUAAUUCCUCUACUUCUGGUUAUAAAAUAGUGAACAGGGUGUUAAUGGCAAGUGGGGCAGAAUUUACCCAAGUCUCGUUUUAGCUUUAGCUAUAAAAUCUAUUUCACCAUUGAAGCAAUCCUUUUGUUUGUAGCUAGGGGAAAUACAAAUAAUCAAUUUUCCCUUUUUAAGGAUUAUUUUAGAACACUGAAAUAUAAAGGAAGGCUAAGCAAUGCUAUAAGUUUGGAACAAAUUGUAUGUCUACUGACAAUGGAAAUGUAAAGUGCAGUUAAAAUGCUUUAAUUUGGUUUAGAGGUUGAGGGAAGAGAGUAGGAAAAAAUUAAGCUGUGCUAUCAGCAUUAAAAAGAGGGUUGCACGAUGGAUGCUAUUAAAUUCAUUUUCUGCCAAAAACAAGUUUGCAGCAUCUAGUGUUUGACUUAAUUUAUGUUGUAGACGUAAUUUAUAAUACUUAUUGUUGCAGAUGUUAAAACUGGAGAGAUCCUUCCUAGCUCAUUGAAAUGGUUUUGCAAAGAGGAAAAAAAAAGAAGUGGGGAAAACCAAGUAAUUAAAUAUUGAAAAUGCAGGCAAAUUUCGAAGUAGCAUGUUUGAACCUGGAGAGUUUCUGGGCAUUGGAAUGAUUUGGUGUUAACAUAUCAAAGGAGAAAACACCUUCCUGACUAUCCAAGAAGCUGAAUUUACAGCAAAGCGUUUGUAUAAAUAUUGCACUUCCAUUGUAUCUUCAAUCAGCAUGUCAGAACUUGCUUUUAAUUAGGUAUACACUCGGCAGUAAUUUGCACAACACGCCAACUUUAAAAGGCACAUAUAGGACAAUUGCUAAUGAUGAUACCUGUAAAAGAACAUCUGAUGGCUUUUUCUAAUUCUGCAAAGGUCUGGAGCUUCUGUUUAUUAUUUUGAUGUUUGGGUCUUAAGCAGGACAGCGCAGGAUUCUGCCUGUUAAAUAGAAGACCACACUAAUUUGUGAUUGAAAAUGAAAGCGUGUAAACGGUCUAUAAAACAAUGUACUUUCUGAACUAUUGUAAUGUUGAUUGUUAUGUCUAUAAAAGAUUGCCUUGCUUUUUUAUAAGUCAUUCUGUAUCAAUGUAUUCAUUAUAAAUAGUAUAUUUGUAAA